AUGGCAUCACCGGGAGAGACGAAACCAUCGAGAUUAAUAUACAGUAAACAGUCUUUGAUCAUUUUGACGGGAUUGCUUUUUGUGGUAACCAUAUUGUUAGCAGCAUCUGCAGGAAACCUAACGCGACCCUUUCCGUCAACAUUCCAUCCCAAGUAUUUGCAAGAUUCCGUAGAAAAUGUCACGUCGUACAAUUUGCCAUGGAAACAAACCCAUGCCGUUAACAGCUCGACCGAGUUAUUCCGCGACAAAAUUCAAAAGCAUAGGAUAGCCGUCCUAAGGAAAGGGUGUGCCGAUGCAAGACAGAAUGGCGUAACGUUUAAACUGGGUGGGAAAUCACCCAUUUACAAUGACAACUACCGGUUUAUAUUUAGCGCUGUUCCAAAAGUCGCCACUACCAGCUGGAAACGUGUAUUUCUCGUGUUACAAGGACAAGUAAACUCCACAGAUUCGUUGCAUCACAAGGCUGUUCAGCAUAAGUUCCACUACCCGAAACUAUCAUCACUCUCAACUCCCGAGGCAAAUGUCAGAGUGAAUACAUACACGAAGGUACUCUUUGUAAGAGAACCAUUUCAUAGAAUACUAUCUGCAUAUCGUAACAAAUUAGAAAACAUUGACAACUCUAGAUUUCGGCGAAAAUACGGAACAUCCAUCAUUGCAAAAUAUCGCAAAAACCCGUCCUUGUCUUCAUUGAAAACGGGCUCUGACGUCACAUUUCUAGAAUUUGUCAAAUAUUUAGCGGAUCCACAAACACGUUUUCAGGAUAUGGACAUGCAUUGGACUCCGAUAUUUGUAAUCGGUAGAGCGUGUAAUAUGAAUUACGACAUUAUUGGUAAGUUCGAAAAACUACAAGAAGACGCCCUCUACGUUUUAGAAAAAAUUAAUGCUCGUCACGUGGUUACGUUUCCAUCAUAUGACACUCACGUGACUAACAGUUCUCACGACGACACGUAUUCGAAGUACUACUCAACUGUUCCCGAGGAACUACUUUCUCGUUUAUAUAAAAAAUAUGAACUUGAUUUUACACUUUUUGACUAUGAUAAGCCGCAGAUAAUCGAACAAGACCGAGUGAACACAUGA
Messenger RNA from Saccoglossus kowalevskii, 1077 nucleotides. Its product is annotated as carbohydrate sulfotransferase 11-like. Gene Ontology annotation, cellular component: membrane. Gene Ontology annotation, biological process: carbohydrate biosynthetic process. NCBI's taxonomy places the organism in Eukaryota, Metazoa, Hemichordata, Enteropneusta, Harrimaniidae. Gene Ontology annotation, molecular function: sulfotransferase activity. The record is from RefSeq and is a predicted model, not a curated record.